CAAUCUAACGCGUGACACCGCACUGUCAAAAGCAGGAAGUGAAGAAUGUAAAGUACUACAAUGUUGGCGGCAUCUACUUUUAUUGAAGUUUUUAUGUUGUUUUCAUCUUUAAUUCCACAUUAAUUUCAAGCAGCUGAACGCUUUGAGUGUAUUCUCCGUCAGGCACACGGCAUGCUAACCCAACAGUCACCAGAGCAAAGGAAGUCCAGACACAAGUCCCACUAAUGCUCAUGAUAAGUCCCAAAAUGGCUUCAGGAGUGCAAGAGAAACAGUACACACCAUGUCUUCUGAGUUUUUUCAUUUAUAACCCUACGUUUGGACCACGAGAAGGAGAGGAGGAGAAAAAGAUUUUGUUCUACCACCCUAGUGCUGUUGAGAAGAAUGAGAAGAUCAGAAACGUGGGCCUUUGUGAAGCCAUUGUACAGUUUACCAGGACGUUCUGUCCAACAAAACCAGCUAAAUCCCUGCACACACAGAAGAACCGGCAGUUUUUCUUUGAGCCAGAGGAAAACUUCUGGAUGGUCAUGGUGGUUCGAAACCCAAUGAUUGAGAAGCCAAACAAAGAUGGCAAACCCCCUACGAUAGAGUAUCAAGAAGAGGAAAUACUUGACACCGUUUAUGGUGCAGUGGUAAGACAAUGCUACUGUAUGUACAAGCUCUUUAACAGUACGUUUGGUCGGGCGAUGGAAGCUGGAGGCGUCGAGCUGCUCAUUCAGAAGCUGGAAAAGUUCUUCUACAGGUAUCUCCAGACCCUCCACCUGCAGUCCUGCGACCUGCUGGAUGUAUUUGGAGGCAUCAGCUUCUUCCCUCUGGACAAGAUGACCUACCUGAAGAUUCAGUCUUUUGUAAACCAAGUGGAGGAGAGGCUGAGCCUGAUCAAAUACACGGCCUUCCUCUACAACGACCAGCUCAUAUGGAGUGGUCUGGAGCAAGAUGACAUGAGGAUCCUUUACAAGUAUCUGACCACCUCGCUGUUCCCCCGGCACUCCGAACCAGAGCUGGCUGGCAGGGACUCUCCUCUGAGGCCAGAAGUUGCAGGAAAUCUGUUGCACUACGGGAGGUUUUUAACAGGACCUACUAACCUUAAAGACCCAGAGGCCAAAUUCCGGUUUCCAAAAAUCUUUAUUUCAGCAGUGGACGGCUACGAGGAGCUGCACCUGAUUGUCUAUAAGGCGAUGAGUGCUGCGGCGUGUUUUAUGAUCAGCGCCUCGGUGGAGCUGACCAGGCAGUUCUGUGAGCAGCUGGACAGCUUGGUGGGCCCUCAGCUGACUCUGCUGGCCUCAGAUAUAUGUGAACAGUUCACCAUUAACCGCAGGAUAUCUGGGCCUGAGAAGGAGCCUCAGUUUAAGUUCAUCUACUUUAACCACAUGAACCUGGCGGAGAAGAGCACCAUCCACAUGAGAAAAACAGCCAGUGUUUGUCUCACCUCCGUCCACCCGGACCUCAUGAAGAUUCUGGGAGACAUCAACUGUGACUUUGCAAGGGUUGAUGAAGAUGAGGAAAUCAUCGUGAAGGCUAUGACGGACUACUGGGUAGUCGGCAAGAAGUCAGACCAGAGAGAGCUGUACGUGAUCCUGAAUCAGAAAAACGCCAAUCUGAUUGAAGUUAAUGAGGAAGUCAAGAGGCUUUGUGCGACGCAGUUCAACAACAUCUUCUUCUUGGACUGAGUGACCAGACUAAAAUCUGUCAGUGAGGCAGGACUUCCACAACAGCAUCAGCGUAAUGCAAUAAUUGCAUUGUAAAAUAAAACGAUAAGAUUGAAAAGCUUUUCUCACCACGUUUUUGUUUUGUUAAUUUAACCUACGACAAUUGUAAUAUUUUCUUGUAAUUACCUGUAAAAAUACAGAUUUGCCUGUACAUGUACUUGAUUUUGGUUCCUUUGUACAUACUUGUAGGAUUUCAACUGAUUUCUUUUUUCUUCCACAUUUUUUAAAUGAACACCAUAUCACAAUGUCUCAAACUAUCCUAAAAACUGACGAGCAACAGAGUUUAGAUUCUGUGAUCAGCGAUAGUUGAGAUGUCAUCAUGUCAGAAGUAUUGUGGUCUGCCAACACCUGCACUAACUUUAAAUAAACGAAGCGGUCAUUUUC
Molecule: messenger RNA, 2090 nt
Organism: Nothobranchius furzeri (turquoise killifish)
Lineage: Eukaryota; Metazoa; Chordata; Actinopteri; Cyprinodontiformes; Nothobranchiidae
Gene: ccz1
Product: CCZ1 homolog, vacuolar protein trafficking and biogenesis associated
Biological process (GO): vesicle-mediated transport
Cellular component (GO): Mon1-Ccz1 complex; intracellular membrane-bounded organelle
Source: RefSeq, a predicted model, not a curated record